Molecule: messenger RNA, 594 nt
Organism: Cololabis saira (Pacific saury)
Lineage: Eukaryota; Metazoa; Chordata; Actinopteri; Beloniformes; Belonidae
Product: histone H2A-like
Exons: 1
Coding region: 19-405 (128 amino acids)
Cellular component (GO): nucleosome
Molecular function (GO): protein heterodimerization activity; structural constituent of chromatin; DNA binding
Source: RefSeq, a predicted model, not a curated record
CAGAAAGACAUUAUCAACAUGAGCGGCCGCGGAAAGACCGGAGGGAAAGCCAGAGCGAAGGCCAAGACCCGCUCCUCCCGUGCAGGACUGCAGUUCCCAGUGGGUCGUGUCCACAGACUGCUGCGUAAAGGCAACUACGCUCAGCGCGUCGGUGCCGGCGCCCCCGUCUACCUGGCGGCUGUGCUGGAGUAUCUGACCGCUGAGAUCCUGGAGCUGGCUGGAAACGCUGCCCGCGACAACAAGAAGACCCGCAUCAUCCCCCGUCACCUGCAGCUGGCUGUCCGCAACGACGAGGAGCUCAACAAGCUGCUGGGGGGGGUCACCAUCGCUCAGGGCGGCGUGCUGCCCAACAUCCAGGCGGUGCUGCUGCCCAAGAAGACCGAGAAGGCCGCCAAGGCCAAGUAAAGCUGCUGCUGAACCCCGGAACACAACGGCUCUUUUAAGAGCCACACACUCCUCUGAGAGACACGAUUACCCAGUAUUUUAACAAUUACUAUGUGAUUUUGUGCUUUUGUUCUCUCACAUGGAAGUCGCUUUAGAUAAAAGCGUCUGCAAGAUGACAGCAUAAAACCACUAAAGGUCAAUCCACUAAUA